AUGGAGCCGGGCCUCAACGAGCGACAGUAUGGCUUCCGCCGUGGCCGCUCGACGCUGGACGCGAUCGCCAGGGUGAGGGACCUGGCAGAAGAGGAGGUGGCUCAGGGUGGGGUUUUGUUGGCUGUCUCGUUGGACAUAUCCAACGCCUUCAACUCCCUGCCCUGGGAAGUCAUCCGAGACGGGCUGAGGUACCACAACGUGCCGUGUUACCUGCAGCGACUGAUCGGUGACUACUUUGCUGGCAGAGCGGUCUCCUACCCGACGAGCGACGGUUGGAGAAGAAGACCGAUGACGUGCGGUGUUCCACAGGGCUCGGUACUGGGGCCCCUUCUGUGGAACAUCGGGUACGACUGGGUGCUGCGCGGGGCCACUCUGCGGGGGGUCAGCGUCACAUGCUACGCUGACGACACCCUCGUGUCGGCCCGCGGCAGCUCCCAUCGCGAGGCGGCUUAUCGAGCCACAGCCGGCGUCGCACACGCGGUUCACCGCAUCCGUGCACUGGGCAUUGAUGUGGCCUUGCACAAGGCAUGUGUGAUGGUCAUCACAGUGGGCGGAACUUCCAUCACCAUCGGGUCGACGAUGAAGUACCUGGGACUCGUACUCGAUGGCAGGUGGAAGUUCGAGGAGCACUUCCGGCGCUUGGCCCCAAGACUGGUGGCUGCAGCCGGAGCGCUGGGGCGGAUUCUCCCCAAUGUCGGAGGACCGGGAGGCUCGUGCGGACGCUCUGAGUACACGCAACGUCGCGUCCCUGCGACGUCCGCAGCGAGCGAUGGCGCUCAGGGCGGCUCGGGCGUACCGUACGGUGUCGUGCACUGCAGCCUGCCUGCUGUCCGGAAGCCCGCCAUGGGACCUCGAGGCCGAGAUCAACUCGAGCGUCUACUGGCGGCUGAAGGCAGCGAGAGCGGAGGGAGACCGACCCCAUCCUCGGGAAGUUCGGAGCUAGAGGGAGGAGGCCAGCGGAAGGCUCUUCGCAAAAUGGAAAGAGAGGCUACGCGUUCCGGGAGUGAGUCUCACUCACUUACGUACCACCUGACACAGCUUCUGACCGGCCACGGAUGUUUUGCAAAAUAUCUGUGUGACGUGGCCGGCAGAGAGCCUACAACGACGUGCUACCAUUGUGGCAACGGAGCCGUGGACACGGCCGAACACACGCGCGCAGAGUGCCCAGCUUGGGCAGAGCCUCGCGCUGCCCUGUUCACGGCUAUCGGACAAGACAUCUCGCUUCCGGCCUUAGUGCGUAAGAUGGUCGCGAGUGCAGAGGCGUGGGCGGCAUUACGGGUCUUCAGCGAAACCGUAAUGUCCGCACGCGAGCCACGCGCGUUCCCGUAG
This is a messenger RNA of Vanessa atalanta (red admiral), 1329 nucleotides long. RefSeq lists its product as uncharacterized. The transcript is spliced from 2 exons. Bases 1 to 1329 code for a protein of 442 amino acids. The record is from RefSeq and is a predicted model, not a curated record. NCBI's taxonomy places the organism in Eukaryota, Metazoa, Arthropoda, Insecta, Lepidoptera, Nymphalidae.